AUGAAGCUGAUCUGCGGCAAGUCAAGAGUCGCUCCGCUGAAGGAGCUCAAUCGAGUGGACAAUGUAGGAGUUUCGCCGGCGGAAAUGACGAUUCCAAGACUGGAGUUAUGUGCAGCCGUGUUAUUGGCGGAACAGUUGAAAACAGUGCGCGAAGCCUUGGAACUUGACUUUCAACGUAUAGUUCUGAGGUCCGACUCAAAAAUAGUGUUGUGUUGGUUAGAAAAACCGAGCUCUACCCUGCCAGUAUUUGUUCGAAACCGUGUUAUGAAGAUUCUUGACUUGACUCCAGAUGUCGAGUGGAAGCAUGUUGGUACAAAAGACAAUCCUGCGGAUCUCGUGUCCAGGGGGGUCCAACCAAGGGAGUUGAUGAGAAGUGAGUUGUGGUGGAAUGGUCCCGGUCUUUUGGAUGGUGCGGAUGAGGAAGUUGAUACAGGGUAUCUUGAAGGUGGUGACGAGUGUGAUUAUGUCUUAAGUGUGUCUGAAGAGAUUGCAGCGGUGGCGACACAAGAUCGCAGACUGUACGACGUGAUUCAAGGCCGCAGUGAUUAUCGUAAGACACAGAGAAUAUUCGGUUACGUGACUCGGUUUAUUCACAAUUGUAAGGUGAAGAGACUAGGUGUCGAUCGUAGAAGCGGCAGUUUGCUUGGUGUUGACUUCCGUGAUUCAUUGUUAGCAAUGGUGAGAAUUGUUCAAAACGUCGUCUUCGAUGCUGAAAUCAAGAAUAUUGAGCGGGGUAAACUGGUGAAGGGUAAACUUCGAAACCUGAACCCCAUUUUUGAUAAGGGUGAGAGACUGCUAAGAGUAGGGGGUAGGAUCAGACAUUCGGACUUGCCUAGAGAUCAGAAGCACCCUAUAAUCUUACCCGAGAAGAAUUUUUUUACUGACUUGGUGAUCGAGACAAUCCACCGUGAACAAUUGCACAUCGGACUGAAUGGGUUACUCGCAAAGGUUCGACAACAGUUCUGGCCAGUUAAUGCGAAGCGAACAAUAAAUCGUGUAUUGGGAAAAUGUGUGAAGUGUUUUCGUGCAAAUCCAAGGGAUGUUGUGCAAUAUAUGGGGGAUCUUCCAAGUGUGCGCGUAACAGCUGCUGAACCGUUUUUACGAACUGGCGUAGACUAUGCUGGCCCGUUUUUCUUGAAGGAAGGUCGGUUCAAGGCCCCAAGGAAAGCGUUUAUAUGCGUUUUCGUAUGUAUGUGUACUAAGGCAAUCCACUUAGAACUUGUGGGUAAUUUAUCUGCGGAUGGAUUUGUGUCAGCGCUGCAUCGUUUCGUAAGUCGAAGAGGAAAUGUUGCAGAGUUGCGAUCCGAUAACGGCACCAAUUUUGUUGGGGCUAAUCGAAAACUGACGGAGUUGAGAAAGUUACUGGUGUCGCAGGCAUUGGAUAACAAGGUCACGGAGUUUUGCCAAUCUCGUGGUAUAACUUGGAAAUUUAUACCACCGCGUGCACCCCAUCAAGGGGGACUCUGGGAGGCUGGAGUUAAGUCCGUGAAGAACCAUUUGAGUAAGGUCUUAAAUGAAUCACAUUUAACUUAUGAAGAGAUGUGCACUUUGCUACAUCAAAUAGAAGCCAUACUCAACUCGCGCCCGAUGGUUCCGCAAAGUGACGACCCUAUGGACUAUCAAGCACUGAGUCCCGGACACUUUUUGGUUGGGCGGGAGUUAACAGCUAUUGCUGAGCCUUUCUACGACAACGUGAGGGAGUCGACGUUGUCUCGGUACCAAGUGAUCCAACGAAGGAAGCAAGCGUUUUGGCGUCGAUGGUCUGCUGAAUACGUUACGGAACUGCAGAAACGUGGCAAGUGGUACAAAGAUCCAACCUUGUUACGUGAAGGAUUGCUAGUAAUGUUGAAGGAAGAAAAUUUGCCUCCGUUAACGUGGAAGAUUGGACGAAUUGUUGAAACACAUCCGGGCAAUGACGACAUCGUUCCCGUGGUAACCGUGCGAACUAGUUCCGAAGUCUACAAACGAGCGGCGACGAAAUUCGCUGUGCUGCCGAUUGACCAGGGGAACGACAACCAAUUUUUUCACUAUGGAUUUUGA
Armigeres subalbatus is the source of this 2040-nucleotide messenger RNA. RefSeq lists its product as uncharacterized. The record is from RefSeq and is a predicted model, not a curated record. Lineage: Eukaryota; Metazoa; Arthropoda; Insecta; Diptera; Culicidae. Gene Ontology annotation, molecular function: nucleic acid binding. The transcript has a single exon. Gene Ontology annotation, biological process: DNA integration. Bases 1 to 2040 code for a protein of 679 amino acids.